This is a messenger RNA of Arctia plantaginis, 891 nucleotides long. The record is from the annotation of a GenBank genome assembly. NCBI's taxonomy places the organism in Eukaryota, Metazoa, Arthropoda, Insecta, Lepidoptera, Erebidae.
AUGAAGCAUUUCGAUGAGUUUUUCUGUCUGUUCGUCGGUGAUUUGGUGGUGAUGUGUGUACGCAUAUGGCUAGAGGUAGGUCACGCGUGCGAGCCACGUCGGUCUGCCCUGGGCCGAGCUCUAGCACUAGACUGGCGUGUAUGGGUGCGCGGCGUCAGUGGCUGCGACAUCAGCACUUUCGUCCACAAAGUAGUGUACCACCUUCACCCGGCGUCAGCUUUCGUUUACCCUAAGAGAGUUCUCCAGGAGCCGCCUUACGAAAUCCAAGAGUCUGGCUGCGCUUCUAUCGACAUACCGAUACACGUGUACCUGAAAUACAGCAACAGGCCAAAGAAAAUACGACUGCGAUAUAGUUUGCAAAUCGAGAAUAAUAACAAGAGCAGUUCGGAAUCGCGCUGUAUCUAUUACGACUUCGAGAACCCGUCAGAGCAGUUGUGCAAGGCACUCAUGAGUGGCGGCGGCGAGGUCGUGGCGCGCGCCGGCGCGCCCCGCCGCGGCAAGAAACUGCUCGUCGUGCUGUCCGACAGCGGAGACGACAAACCGCAGAGACUUACUAACCCCAAGAAGUACAAGUUCGUUGAACCCAUCAAGUGCAAACACGCUAAAAAAAAACGGACUAAGUCCAACAUAUUCGAUGAAACUUGUGUGAAGUGUGGUACCUCGAUUUAUGGUGAUAUAAGGAAGCAACUGAAGUCUGUGACGAUGACCGAUGAUGAAAUAAACUGUGUAUCACAGUUGUAUUUCUCGUACUCUAACUAUGAGAAAUCAGUACCUAGUUCGAAUAGAUUAUUGCUGCCGGCUAUAUCGGAUCCUAUUUACAUAGCGCCAGAGCUUUCGCCAGCGUUGAAAAAAGCUCUCAAGAAAGUCGAGGACGAUUACAAGAUGCUGUGA